Messenger RNA from Ambispora leptoticha, 1213 nucleotides. Lineage: Eukaryota; Fungi; Glomeromycota; Glomeromycetes; Archaeosporales; Ambisporaceae. The record is from the annotation of a GenBank genome assembly.
UGGUGCUAAAGAAAAAAAAACUUCUAAAUCUAUGUUUGAGAAAUUAGCAGAGGAAAUAAAAAAUGCUUAUAACAAGUCUGGAGAAGCUUUUAAGAAAAAAGAAAACAUUCAGAAAGAAGCUAUGGGAUGUAAGUUUGGUGAAUUUGCUCCGACCCGUAAACGUGGUAAACACGGAAAAGCUGCUUUUUUGCCGAAGAAAGGAGGACGAAUUCUUUACAAGUUAUUGCAAGGAGCAGCCAAAAGUUUAGUGAAGAAAAAGGAAAAGACAAGUGAUUUCUAUUUGGAUAAGGUUGAGAAAGCUAGUCCUUAUGCAAUUCGCGUUGGUUAUAAUCAAGUUUGGAAUAACUGUUAUUUUUCAGAAGGAAAGAGAGAUCGAAUUAAUUGGUUAGAGAGAGAUAAAUUAAUUCGAGAUUAUUUUAGUUCAGCACUUCCUAAUACAGUGAGGUUAAGGGCUGAGUAUAGUACUAAUAGUAUUUUUCUUUAUCUUUACAUUUCUGAACUCAGUCUAGUAUUAGGAGAAAAUAACGAAAGAUUAAACAAGAUAAUAAAAAAUGUUUACAAAAUAAUUAAUGAUGACAAGGUAGCAGUUAAAAUAAAUCUUAUUGAAAUAAAAAAAACUUAUGCUCAUGCUCAGUCAAUAGCUAAUUUAAUUGCUGGACAGUUACAGAAGCGAAUUUUUUCGGGAAUGGUAUUGAGGAAUGUAUUAAAUAAGAUAUCUCUUGAAAAAGGCGAAGUAAAAGGAGUAAAAAUUAAGUUAAAGGGUUUAAUGGAUAAUUCUAAGAUUGCUCAAACUAAGAAAGUAACUCAAAAUAAAAUGCCUUUAAGUGAGAUUGAUAGCAAUAUUGAUGAAGGAAAAAAAGUAGCGGUUACUGUUCGGGGAACGAUUGGUAUCAAAUAUGAAGGUCAUGCCAAAGGAAAUCAAGAAGUUAAUUUUGGCGAUUAUGGCUUGCAAGCUCAAGAAGGUACUUAUAUCAGUAACCGGGCUAUCGAAGCGGGACGAAAGGUAAUUAGUCCCUUCGUAAAAAAAACUGGCAAAAUGUGGAUUAGGAUUUUUCCUCACUUAGCGGUAGUCAAGGCAGGAACGAUAGUUUUCGAAGUGCAAGGCUUACCCAAAGAUACGGCCUAUAAAGUCUUAAAACAAGCUAGUCAUAAAUUGCCUAAAAAUAAUGGCGAAGCUAAGGUUAAAUAUAAAGUAGUUGAAAGAAAUGAAUAA